AUGAAAUUCUUUUCACCCAGAGAAGAACCUCAGCAUCCCAGCGGACCUGUGCUUGAGCUCGUUCAGCAAAGCCGCCGCCUUGACCUUCCUCGACUCCUUGGAGGCAUUCGUGUUGAGAAUACGGUGAGACUUGCGGUAGGAGAACUAAUCAAUGCCCUUCUUGAUCGUUCGGAAGAUCGUCAACUUUUGACAGCCCAUGUCAGCGGCGAUCUUGGCGUUGCUCUGGCUUCCAUCAUUGUCGUAAUCCCUGCUCCCACUUAUACGGUAGACACACAUAGACACACACACACACUUCUAUCUAUCUAUCUAUCUAUCUAUCUAUCUAUCUAUCUAUCUUUUUAUAUUUCUAGCUAUCUUUUCUGGAUUACAAGUAACAAUGAGUUUCAUUUUGUUUUUCAUUCGUCUAUCUAUCUAUCUAUCUAUCUAUCUAUCUAUCUAUCUAUCUAUCUAUCUAUCUAUCACGGUAUGUUCAUCUCUCUAUCUAUUUUUCUAUAUAUUUAUUUAAGUUUACCGAUAUCUAUCUAUCUAUCUAUCUAUCUAUCUAUCUAUCUAUCUAUCUAUGUAGUCCCAUAUUUCUUUUCCUUGAUAUCGAAAUUUCUUUCCUCUUUCUUUCUUUUUUUCUUUCUUUCUAUCUUCCCUUCUUUCUUUCUUUCUUUCUUUCUUUCUCAAUCUGUUGAUAUCUAUUUCAUUCUAUUCAUAUUAUCUAUCUAUCUAUCCCAUUCUUUUCAUUUCUGUCUAUCAUAUUUUCUGUUUUGCUAUCUCUCUAUCUCAUUCUAUCCACUCACUCUUUUACUCUCCCCUCUCUCUCUCUCUAUUUAUAUAUAUACUUUUCACAUCUACAAAUUUACGACUCAACAAUAA
Molecule: messenger RNA, 861 nt
Organism: Acanthosepion pharaonis
Lineage: Eukaryota; Metazoa; Mollusca; Cephalopoda; Sepiida; Sepiidae
Source: the annotation of a GenBank genome assembly